ACAGAUUCAACUCUCCGGUGCGUUCGUUGUUUGGCUGCCUCUGCUCGCAGCCAUGGGGAAAGGAUUCUACAUUAGCAAGGCGUUGGGAGUCACGUUGAUCAUAUUUGGUGUUGGAGCUGUGGCCACCAUCAUCGCUUUGUCAGUUGUUUAUUCUCAGGAAAAGUCGAACAAUGGGGUUGAGCCCACUAAUGGGGAGGUUACACCCACCACAACUGCUUCUACCCCCACCACCCCGACAACCCCAAAGGAACCGUGGGACCACUACAGGCUGCCUGUGUCUUUGGCACCCGUCUCCUACAAUGUAACCCUGUGGCCACGACUGCAGAAGAAUCCAGAUGGCCUCUACAUCUUCACAGGACAUUCGGCUGUGGUAUUCAAGUGUGUGAAGGAGACAGACCUGAUCCUCAUUCACUCUAACAAGCUUAACCUGACCCUGUUUGAAGGACACCAUGCCAAACUGACUGGGAUAGAUGGAGCUACUGCACCCAACUUGAUGAAAACCUGGUUGGAGGAGAAGACACAGUACCUUGUAGUUCAGCUUAAUAGUAAACUAACCGUUGGAAAGUUUUACGAGCUCUAUACCGAUUUUGUAGGAGAGUUGUCAGACGAUCUGGGAGGAUUCUACAGGAGUGAAUAUUUUGAGGACUCAGUGAAAAAAGUUGUAGCCACCACUCAAAUGCAGCCAACAGAUGCCCGAAAAGCCUUUCCGUGCUUUGAUGAGCCUGCGAUGAAAGCCAUCUUCCACAUGACCAUUAUUCAUGCUCAUGGAACUGUGGCUCUGGCCAAUGCAAUGAAUUACGAACCAAUAAACGUUACCAUCGGAGACCAGUCUCUCAGCCAAACCAGUUUCGAACCAACAGAGAUUAUGUCCACCUAUUUACUGGCUUUUGUAGUCAGUGACUUCACAUUUAUCGGAACACCUGAAGGUGCUAAAGUUCUGAUCAGAAUCUGGGCACGCAGAAAAGCCAUUGAAGAAGGUCAGGGACUUUACGCUCUUAAUAAAACAGGUCCAAUCCUGGAGUUCUUUGAAAAAUAUUAUAACUCCAGCUACCCUUUAACCAAAUCAGACCAGAUUGCUCUGCCUGACUUUAGUGCAGGGGCUAUGGAAAACUGGGGCCUCAUCACCUACAGAGAAACUGCCCUUUUAUACAAUCCUACAAUGUCCUCCAAUGGAGAUAAGGAAUGGGUGGCCACAGUUAUAUCCCAUGAACUGGCUCACAUGUGGUUUGGGAACCUGGUGACCAUGAAAUGGUGGAACGAUUUAUGGCUAAAUGAAGGAUUCGCCUCCUACGUUUCCUAUCUCGGAGCUGACUCUGCAGAACCUACAUGGAACAUUAAAAAUCUCAUUGUCCUGAAUGAAGUCCAUGGUGUGAUGGCUGUGGACGCCCUUGCCUCCUCCCAUCCACUCUCAUCCAAAGAGGAGGAUAUCAUGAGACCUGAGCAAAUCAGUGAGCUGUUUGACUCCAUUACUUACAGCAAGGGUGCUGCUGUGCUAAGGAUGCUUUCAGAUUUCCUAACUGAGACUGUCUUUGCCAAAGGACUUAGUACUUACUUGAAUGAGUUUAAGUAUGGCAACACUGUCUACAAAGAUCUUUGGAGGCAUCUUCAAAUGGAUUUAUGUAUGUUUGUGGAUGUCCAUAGUUAUGAGUGGUUUGUUCCUAUAAUGUGGAUCAAAAACGGUAACAAUCAGAAACAGCACUGGCUACUCACAAAAAAAGGUACUCACACACCAAUGAAAACCACUGGAAAUGAGUGGGUGCUGGCCAACACUAACGUGUCUGGGUUCUAUAGAGUGAACUACGACUCUGCUAACUGGGAGCGCCUCCUUACUCAGCUGGACACCAACCACCAGGAAAUUCCUUUGAUCAACAGAGCUCAAAUUAUUGAUGAUGCUUUUAAUCUUGCAAGGGCAAAGAUUGUGGAGACCACACUGGCUUUGAGAACUACAAAGUUCCUCCUCAAGGAGAGAGAGUAUAUGCCUUGGCAGACUACCCGGAGGAACCUGGACUAUUUCAUCCUCAUGUUUGACCGUAGUGAAGUUUAUGGACCUAUGCAGGCUUACAUCAAGAAACAAGUCACACCUCUUUUCAACCAUUUUAAAAAUAUCACCACAAACUGGACAAAAAUCCCUGACUCUCAUACUGACCAGUACAACCAAGUCAAUGCCAUCUCUAUGGCAUGCAGUACUGGUGUGGAGGGAUGUGCCGAGUUGACCACAGGCUGGUACAAACAAUGGAUGAACAAUCCCUUGAAUAACCCGAUUCCUCCCAACCUGAGAUCCACCGUGUACUGUAGUGCCAUAGCAGCAGGAGGGGUGGAUGAGUGGGACUUUGGCUGGGACAUGUACAAGAAUGCCACCAUAGCCUCAGAGGCGGACAAGCUGAUGUCCGCUCUGUCAUGUACAAAAGUGCCAUGGCUACUGAACAGGUAUUUGGAGUAUAGCCUGGAUCCAGAAAAAAUUCGCAAGCAGGAUGCUACUUUUACAAUUGUUUAUAUUGCUGGCAAUGUUGUCGGGCAGCCCCUGGCCUGGGACUUUGUCAGAGCUAAAUGGGACUUUAUAUUCAAUGACUAUGGUGGAGGUGGACUUUCAUUUUCAAGGCUUAUCGAUGGUGUGACCAGACGUUUCUCAAGCGAAUUUGAUUUAAAACAGUUGCAGCAGUUCAAGGACGAAAACAUUGAGGGAGGAUUUGGUUCAGCCACACUGGCAUUGGACCAGGCCCUGGAGAGAACCAGAACUAACAAAGAGUGGGUGACAGAGAACAAGGAGCAGGUGCUUAAGUGGUUCACUGAUGAAUCUACUUCAGCUGCUUACUAACCGCACUGACUUAAACUAAGAUCCAAACUUAAAUUAUGAACUGACAUACUUAAUUUGUGGACAAUGUUUCAUACUUUGACAGUUAUAUUUCUAUUUUAUUCCUAUUCUAUGGAGAUGUUGGUUGCAUAUGAAUAUGUUUAUACAUAUUAUGAAUGUAACAUUCACCCCAAAUUCA
Molecule: messenger RNA, 2990 nt
Organism: Osmerus eperlanus (European smelt)
Lineage: Eukaryota; Metazoa; Chordata; Actinopteri; Osmeriformes; Osmeridae
Product: aminopeptidase Ey-like
Exons: 19
Coding region: 53-2815 (920 amino acids)
Biological process (GO): proteolysis; peptide catabolic process
Cellular component (GO): plasma membrane; cytoplasm
Molecular function (GO): peptide binding; zinc ion binding; metalloaminopeptidase activity
Source: RefSeq, a predicted model, not a curated record